Molecule: messenger RNA, 1056 nt
Organism: Penicillium concentricum
Lineage: Eukaryota; Fungi; Ascomycota; Eurotiomycetes; Eurotiales; Aspergillaceae
Product: Short-chain dehydrogenase/reductase SDR
Exons: 2
Coding region: 1-1056 (351 amino acids)
Source: RefSeq, a predicted model, not a curated record
AUGGCUUCAUGGAUCUUCUCAACAUUAAAUGAUGUGUUCCAGGCUUUGAAGGGGGCGAACACAACCAUCAUCACAGACCAAGACGUCCCCGGCGACGAUCUGACAGGCAAAUGGAUCAUUAUAACCGGAUCCAACAACGGCGUCGGCUUUGAAGCUGCAAAAUCUUUCGCAUCAUGGGGCGCAAAUAUCAUCUUCGCCUGCCGCGAGCCACCUACAUGGGAAUUGCAUCCGACAGCAGCUGUGGACGAAUGCAGAGAGCUUGCCGCGAUUUGCGGCCAUGCGUCCACUAUUGAAUGGUGGCAAAUCGACAUGUCAGAUCUCCGCAGCGUUGAUGCUUUCUGUCAAAGAUGGUUAAAAUGCGACCGUGCUUUGGAUAUUUUAUGCAAUAACGCGGGGAUUGCAGAGCCUACCCAGCAAACCCGUGUAACGCAAGAUGGGUUCCAGAUGGUUCAUCAGGUCAACUUCUUAUCUCAUGUACUACUAACCCUUCGACUCCUACCAUCUCUAGCCCGCAGUGCCGAGCCACGAGUUAUCUGCACAACCUCAUGUUUCCACCACAUAGGACUCUUCGAUAUCGACCAUGUGAAUGGCGAACCAGGCAGCAAAGGCAACGAUUACCGGAACAAUAAGCUCUACUUCCAAAUGUGGGUUGCAGAGAUGCAGUCUCGACUCCUCAGGCACCCCGAGUACCUCCACAUCACAAUCAACGGCGUCCAUCCCGGCUUUGUGGCAUCCGGUAUAUGGGACGGUCUUGAAAAUGCGGGCAAAGCCCCGAGCGGACUGAACUUGCUUUUGCGCUAUGUUGCUAUCACGUCGCAACAGGGUGCAUUGGCUAUUACUCAUGCAGCUACUAGUUUGGAGCUUGGGCCAGAUCCUAGGAAGCAGGGUGUUGGUGCGGAAAAUGGACGUGGUGGAGGGAAAUAUAUCAAUCGAAUAUGGGAGGGGCCUAUGAAAUCAUAUUGUAAUGACCAAGAGGCUAGAUCUAGAUUGUGGAUCAAACUAGAUGAGGAGCUUGGUUUACAAGAGAAGGGUCUUCUGGAUGUUUUGGGUCUUUAA